AUGUCGAACAUGUCGAACAUCUCGAAGGACCUGGAAAGCGCGGGAGUCUCGAUCAACACCUUCCUCGCGUCGUUAGCGACGGCGAUCGUUGUCUUUGCCGUCGAAUUCAUCCUAUUUAUGCUGCUGAAAGGAAAACUGACCCGCAUCUAUCAACCCAGGACAUAUUUGGUCCCCGACAGAGAACGUACCGAGCCGUCCCCAUCGGGCUCUUUCGAUGGGUCGUUCCCGUCUUCCGUACCUCCAGCUCCCGAGUUUAUCCAGAAAUGCGGUCUCGACGCCUACUUCUUUCUGCGAUACCUACGCAUGCUUCUCAAAAUCUUCCUACCUCUGGCUUUGCUGAUCCUACCCAUCCUUCUUCCCCUCAACCAAGCACUCCAUCGCUAUUGGGGCCAUCUGGUCAUCGCCGUCAUUGUCGUCGUCUAUGUCUGUGCCGUGUUCUUCGACGAGCUGCGGGGCUAUAUCCGUCUACGCCAGGCUUACCUGACAUCUCCUCAACACCGACUCCGUGCAUCGGCGACCACGGUUCUAGUAACCGCCAUCCCGGAACGCUGGCUGUCGGUGGACGCCCUCGAUUCACUCUACGAUGUCUUCCCCGGUGGGAUCCGCAACAUUUGGAUCAACCGGAAUUUCGAUGAUUUGAAUGAAAAGGUGAAGGAACGGGAUGCCCUGGCUUUGAGACUCGAAGCCGCUGAGACCGAACUGGUAAUCAAAUGCAAAAGAGCCCAGUUGAAACAGGCCAAGGCGGCGGCGAAAAAGGAGGGGAAAAGUGCGGCUGAGGUCCAGAAAAAGGAAAAAGAGGCCGCGGAUCGAAAAGCAUCCCGUCUCGCCAUGGAGGCUGGUAUCAGCUCCGGUGAUCCACACCAAGCCCACACCCUCAACGAGUUGGUCACGGGUGGGAUACCUCGGGAAAUCCGUUCUUGGGGGGUCAAAAAGACUGAUGGGACCUUGGCGGCUCAGAAGGCGCCCAGGGGCGGGCUCAUAGCUCCCCCCCACCCUCAAGAAGGGUCGAAUAAUAAGGAUCGGCGCAAGUCGCGCUCAUGGCCGGAUACAAUGGCGGAUGACAUGGAUCCGUUUCAAAACAACGAACGGGAUGACCGACCCAGCACUUCGGCGACGCCGCCAAACACAAAAUCCAGGCCGCCCUUGUGGAAGACCCGGCCCUCAAAUCAUUCGAGAAAGUAUCUGAAAGACAAGGACCGCGAGACCAUGCGCCUGCCCGUAUUCGGAAUCAGCUGGAUGCCCUCCCUCUGGCUCAUGGGAAAGAAAGUGGACACCAUCGACCACUGCCGAAAGGAGCUCGCUCGUCUGAAUUUGGAAAUCGAGAUCGACCAACAGAACCCCGAAAAGUUUCCCCUGAUGAACUCAGCCUUUAUCCAGUUCAACCACCAGGUAGCGGCACAUAUGGCGUGCCAGGCCGUCAGCCACCACACGCCUAAACAGAUGGCGCCCCGGAUCGUGGAGAUCUCGCCGGACGACGUCAUCUGGGACAACAUGUCACUCAGGUGGUGGGAGCGUUAUCUGCGAACCUUCGGCAUCCUCACACUCGAUGCUUUCACCUGGCUCGCUUGGCUUGCCACCUUACCCAACUGGCUGGUCUCUGCCAUUCAAGGUAUCCUGCCUGCCCUCUUUCUCGCAAUCCUGAUGGCGUUGCUACCUCUCAUGCUGCGUUUUCUGUGUCGCGCGCAAGGCCUUCACACCGGCAUGGGUGUGGAACUCACGGUCCAGAACUACUACUUCGCGUUUAUUUUUUCCACAAUCAUCAACAACGUGACCAACGUCACUUCGUGGCCGGAGCUCUUGGCUCAGAACAUUCCCCUGUCCAGCAACUAUUUCUUCUCGUACAUGAUCCUGCAGGCCAUGUCGGUGAGCGCGGGUGCGCUGGUGCAGAUUGUCAACCUGGUGAGCUGGUUCAUCUUCGGGCCGAUGUUUGACUCCACCGCCAGGACGAAGUGGGCCCGAACCACCAACUUGAACCAGAUGCAGUGGGGGACCUUCUUCCCGGUCUACACGACACUCGCGUCGAUUGGCCUGAUCUACUGCGUCAUCUCGCCCUUGAUCAUGGUGUUCAACGUGCUCACCUUUGGCCUGUUUUGGUUUGUCUACCGGUACAACACCCUCUACGUGACCAAAUUCCGAUUCGACACGGGCGGGCUGUUGUUCCCUCGGGCGAUCAACCAUCGCCUGAUCGGCCUCUUCUUCCUCGUCCGCGACGUGGAUGGCACCGUUGCCUGCGAGGGUCAAGCGAUCUGUAUGAUCGUCGUUCUCGUCCUCACCAUCGGAUAUCAGAUCUUGCUGAAUGAGGCCUUUGGGCCGCUGAUCCGAUAUCUGCCCAUCACGCUGGAGGAUGAUGCUGUUCGUCGGGAUGAGGAGUUUGAGCGCGCUCAACGGACACGACUUGGGCUGGCCCGCGAUGAUGACGAAUCGGAUGUCGUCGAGCCUCGGUGGCCCUCAGAACGACAACCGAGCGGAUUAACGCCCGAGAUUGAAAUGAAGCAGAUCGAGUCCGACGCGGGGCGGGGGACCAGCCAGAGAGAGGUCAGCCCGGCGCGCUUGAUGCCUAGGCGCCAAUCAUGGGUCGAUCGGUCUCCAAACCAACGAUCGAAGUACUUUGGGAAUAGCUCAAGUACGUCGGUCCCGACUAUACAGCGUAUCCAAGAAGAUAUGGCGGAGGAUGCGGAGUCUCAAGACCCCUCUCCGCAUCGAGCAGGCCGCGCGCUGUUUGCCGGAAUUCAGGACGAGCUCGAAGAUCUGACGCCCGACGAGCGCGAUCAACUGGUCCAACGAGCCUUCCAGCACGACGCCCUCCGUGCCAAACGACCGGUGAUCUGGAUUCCCCGCGAUGAUCUGGGAGUCAGCGACGACGAGAUCUACCGCACGCAACGAUUCAGCAAGCAUAUCUGGAUCAGCAACGAAUACCAGGCGCUCGACGGCAAGUGCCGCACUAUAUUCAGCCGCAGUCCGCCAGAUUUCUCCGAGGUCGAUCUGAUCCAGCUUUAG
Molecule: messenger RNA, 2997 nt
Organism: Aspergillus campestris IBT 28561
Lineage: Eukaryota; Fungi; Ascomycota; Eurotiomycetes; Eurotiales; Aspergillaceae
Product: DUF221-domain-containing protein
Exons: 9
Coding region: 1-2997 (998 amino acids)
Cellular component (GO): plasma membrane
Molecular function (GO): calcium-activated cation channel activity
Source: RefSeq, a predicted model, not a curated record